Molecule: messenger RNA, 432 nt
Organism: Cannabis sativa
Lineage: Eukaryota; Viridiplantae; Streptophyta; Magnoliopsida; Rosales; Cannabaceae
Exons: 7
Coding region: 1-432 (143 amino acids)
Biological process (GO): protein phosphorylation
Molecular function (GO): ATP binding; protein kinase activity; protein serine/threonine kinase activator activity
Source: RefSeq, a predicted model, not a curated record
AUGGAGCAGCUGCAUGGUUAUGACUUGAAAGUUGAUAUCUGGUCUUUUGAUAUAACUGUAACAGAGCUUGCUCAUGGUCAUGCUCCUUUCUCAAGAUAUCCUCCAAUAAAAGUACUACUAAUGACACUGCAAAGUGGACCUCCUUGCGUUACUAAUCUUUCAGAUGAUAUGUUUUCUAAUAGCUUUAGGCAAAUGGUUGUUUCUUGCUUGAUAAAAGACCAUUCAAGGCUCCUUUCUGCAAAAAUAUUGCUAAAACAUUCAUUCUUUGGACGGUUGGCGUCUCUAUUGCCGUUGUAUGUAACUCGAGAUAGCGACGCCGUUUCAGGUUUCUUGAUUCCUUUCUCUUCCAGUGACGGGAAUGGUGACCAGUCUUUGGUAUUGGGGGCUCUUCUCAGUGCUGUUGAUAAUCUCUUGAUCAUAGUUGAUCUCUGA